AUGUGUGAAGAGGAGACCACCGCCUUGGUCUGCGACAAUGGCUCUGGGCUGUGCAAGGCUGGCUUUGCCGGCGAUGACGCCCCACGCGCUGUCUUCCCAUCCAUAGUGGGUCGCCCUCGUCACCAGGGUGUGAUGGUGGGGAUGGGCCAGAAAGACAGCUACGUAGGGGACGAGGCUCAAAGCAAGAGAGGAAUCCUUACUCUCAAGUACCCCAUCGAACAUGGCAUCAUCACCAACUGGGACGACAUGGAGAAGAUCUGGCACCACUCUUUCUACAAUGAAUUACGAGUGGCUCCGGAAGAACACCCCACCCUUCUCACAGAAGCGCCCCUGAACCCCAAGGCGAACCGUGAGAAGAUGACCCAGAUCAUGUUUGAAACCUUUAACGUCCCCGCCAUGUACGUUGCAAUCCAAGCUGUGUUGUCCCUCUAUGCGUCUGGCCGUACUACUGGUAUCGUUCUGGACUCCGGGGAUGGUGUCACUCACAACGUCCCUAUCUAUGAAGGAUACGCUCUGCCCCACGCGAUCAUGCGCCUUGACCUGGCUGGUCGCGAUCUUACGGACUACCUCAUGAAGAUCCUCACGGAGAGAGGCUACUCUUUCGUCACCACUGCCGAACGAGAAAUCGUGCGUGACAUCAAGGAGAAGCUGUGCUACGUGGCCCUGGACUUCGAAAACGAGAUGGCCACAGCUGCCUCUUCCUCCUCCCUAGAGAAGAGCUACGAGCUGCCUGACGGUCAGGUUAUCACCAUUGGCAACGAGCGUUUCCGUUGCCCGGAAACCCUCUUCCAACCGUCCUUCAUUGGCAUGGAGUCUGCUGGAAUUCACGAGACCACCUACAACUCCAUCAUGAAGUGCGACAUCGACAUCCGUAAGGACCUGUACGCCAACAACGUCCUUUCCGGGGGCACCACCAUGUACCCUGGGAUCGCGGACAGGAUGCAAAAGGAAAUCACAGCCUUGGCUCCAAGCACAAUGAAGAUUAAAAUCAUCGCCCCCCCUGAACGUAAAUACUCCGUCUGGAUUGGAGGCUCCAUCCUGGCCUCUCUCUCCACCUUCCAGCAGAUGUGGAUCAGCAAACCGGAAUACGACGAGGCUGGCCCUUCCAUUGUCCACAGGAAGUGCUUCUAA
This is a messenger RNA of Emys orbicularis (European pond turtle), 1131 nucleotides long. It is a transcript of the gene ACTG2, whose product is annotated as actin gamma 2, smooth muscle. NCBI's taxonomy places the organism in Eukaryota, Metazoa, Chordata, Testudines, Emydidae. Bases 1 to 1131 code for a protein of 376 amino acids. The transcript has 8 exons. The record is from RefSeq and is a predicted model, not a curated record.